This is a messenger RNA of Pyrenophora tritici-repentis Pt-1C-BFP, 1481 nucleotides long. Its product is annotated as PutP, Na+-proline symporter. The record is from RefSeq and is a predicted model, not a curated record. Gene Ontology annotation, cellular component: plasma membrane. Gene Ontology annotation, molecular function: spermidine transmembrane transporter activity. Gene Ontology annotation, biological process: spermidine transport; transmembrane transport. Lineage: Eukaryota; Fungi; Ascomycota; Dothideomycetes; Pleosporales; Pleosporaceae.
AUGUCUUCGGCUCUACCUCUCCUGAUCUUUGGUGCGCUGGGUCCCAUUAUCCGCCGGAAAUGUCCAGAAGGCUUCGUUCUGACGGAAUGGACGAGGCAGCGUUACGGAGCGGCCGCGGGUCUGUUUCUCAGCGUCUGCACACUCAUCACCAUGUUCUUGUACAUGGUGGCUGAACUGUCGGCACUACAACAGAUUGUCAACCUUUUGACCGGACUGAACGGCCUGCCGGUAGUCAUUGUGGAAUGUGCAGUUACUACCAUCUACACCUCACUCGGUGGCUUCAAAGUAUCCUUUGUAACGGACAACAUCCAAGGAGUAAUGGUCAUUGGCCUGAUCAUCAUGGGUAUCAUUGCCGUGGGCGUUGAAACGAAAAUUGAUCGUUCACUCAUCGACAAAUCCGGCUAUCUCGAAUCCAGUCUUCUUGGAUGGCAGCUCAUUUACAUCCUCCCUGUUGCAAUCCUGACUAACGACUUCUUCCUUUCUGGAUUUUGGAUGCGCACCUUUGCUGCUCGUACCGAUAAGGACCUUUGGAUCGGAGUCUCGCUUGCCAGCGUAGGAGUACUUAUCAUCCUGACCCUACUUGGUGUGGGUGGAAUGCUCGCUGCAUGGUCUGGCGCUUACACCAUUGGCGACGAAGCAAACGGUUCCCUGGCUUUCUUCCUCCUACUCGAAACACUACCUGCUUGGGUUGUUGGCGUGAUUUUAGUAAUGACAAUCUCCCUCUCUACUGCCGCAUUCGACUCGUUCCAGUCGGCCAUGAUCAGCACUGGAAGCAACGAUUUCUUCCGCAACAAGCUCAACAUCUGGAUUAUUCGUGCUUGCGUCGUGGCACUCAUCUUCCCUGUUGUUGUUGUUGCACUACGCAGCCCGGACAUUCUCCAAAUCUUCUUGAUCAGUGACCUUGUUAGCGCUGCAGUUGUUCCUUGUUUGGUCAUUGGCUUGAGCGAUAGGUUUUACUGGUACCGCGGGUUUGACUUUGUAGUGGGUGGGCUUGGUGGUGUCUUUACCAUCUUCUUGUUUGGACUUGUCUACUACGAUGGCGAUGCUACAAAGGCCGGGAAACUGUUGUUACUGGAAGGUGGAUUGUACGGAAAUGACUGGAGUGCUUUCGGCGCCUUCGUGGCCGCGCCCUUUGGAGGCCUUCUUUGGGCUUUCGGUGCUUGUGCUCUUCGCAUCAGCUUCUUGUGGAUCAGGGCUAGGGUUCAAGGCACGCGAUUCGACGCGUUUGAUCGCCCCAUUCCUCUGAACAACGACGAUCACGAUGGCGAUGCGGUGCUUGAGCAUAGCAGCGUUGAGACUGGUACCAAGGGAAGAUUCUUCUAGAACCUACAUCCAGAUUGAUAAAGACCUAAAAAGACAUGGUUCUAUGCGACGAGUAUUAGACUAUGAGGGGAUGAGGGGGGAGAAUAUAUUGGGUGGAGACAUACACGAAGCGGAAGGAUAAACUGCUAUCAAUUAAUCCUAAUACAUUCUUUCUACGU